Messenger RNA from Medioppia subpectinata, 1674 nucleotides. Lineage: Eukaryota; Metazoa; Arthropoda; Arachnida; Sarcoptiformes; Oppiidae. The record is from the annotation of a GenBank genome assembly.
AUGUAUCGAUUGAGAGCUAUAUUGAGAAAAUGCGGGCAAAGUGCCCCAAUACUGGCGCCCAUAGCUGUGAUCUCUGGCCACUGUUGGCGCCGACGAAACGGUGACCAAAAUGAGACAAACGAGUGGACAAACACACGAUUAUGGCCGGAGUUCGCACUGAGAAACGCCCGUUUGAACGGUACGGAAGUUCGGGACCACUUCGACGACUGGAAGCAAUCGGUGAUUAUAACCAUAAUUGACAGGCAAUAUGUGUGCGGUUUUAUAGUGAAUAGCGGAGAGUAUGUCGUGAUGUCGGCGCUCGUCAUCCAAGGUAUGGGUUCCGUCAAGUUUGGUCUGUCGGCGCCCCGACUCACGAGCGAACUGUUUGUGGCCAAACCCAACGCACCGCAGCAUACGGUCGAUCUCGAGGGUCAGGUGAUAUACGUGGACGAGUCGGUCGGUCUGGCGCUCAUCAAAGUGCACGACAUAAUCCCCGGAGCCCUUCACGCGCUGCCUCUGGCCGACCAGACCCGUGCCGGUCAACACGUGGUUGUGUUGGGCGCUCUGUGCGGCAAAACUGGCUGUAGUUUUAUUACCGGGACUAUCAGAUCGCUAGACGGGCCGCCAGUCACUGGCCAUCGCAGUGUACUCGAUCCGGACCGUCAGUACUUCGGCCAUAAUAUCACAUCUGUGGUCAACUUUAGCGGCGGUCCAGUGCUCGAUAUGAGUGGCCGAGUGGUGGGCGUUAUGAUGAGAGACGAAUACAUCUUACCGGUUAAGGACUUACGCGAGUUUAUCCAAAGAGGUCUGGAUUAUCAACCGCUGGCCCGCAAAAAGGACUACUCAUUUGAGGGCAAGUGUCGGUUGGGAGUGGCGUUGAGCUGCGAUGAUAAGGGUUACCACGUGUUGAUGUUAAUCGACAAUCCGAUUGACAAUCCCAUCGAUAAUACCCGGAGACCCGUGGGUCAGAUCAUUCACCUCACUGUUGAUCGCGGGGGCCAUGAAGUGCUUGUGUCGGUUGUCUCCAAACCUCUGUACUUAGAAGUCGCUAAAUCCCGGGACUUCACGGGGCGAGUAGUGUUGGCCACCGGGUCCUCAACGGGUAUUGGGGCCGCUAUUGUCAAACUGUUUACUGUUUACGGGGCGGAUGUGGUCAUCACUGGUCCCACUGAAGCUCAAGUCAAACAAACAGCUCAAGAAGUCCACAAACUAUCACCAAAAUCUAAGACUCUGGAAGUGGUGGCAGAUGUGAGCAAAAGUAGUGAUUUAAAGCGUUUAAUGAAUGAGACGAUCACCACAUUUGGUAAACUCGAUGUAUUGGUGAACAGCGCGUCCAUAAUGCCGAUGGCGAACAUCACGACACCUAAUCUGAUGCACAUCUGGGAUCAAGUGUUUACUUAUAAUCUGCGGUCAGUGCUUGAGCUCACACAACUGGCUGUGCCUCAUCUGGAAAAGACCAAGGGCAGUAUUGUCGAUAUAUCUAGCGUGACCAGCAUGACUGCCGUUAGCAAUAAAGUGACCAGUAUGCAAGAAAAAAUCAAGCACGUGACACCAUUGGGCCGAUUGGGUGAGCCCCUGGACGUGGCCCGGGCCACAGUUUUCUUAGCCUCGAGCGACGCCCAGUUUAUAACCGGCGCUAAUCUCAUAGUCGACGGCGGAGUUAUACCUAAUUUUGGCAUUUUUAAUAUGAACUAG